Molecule: messenger RNA, 243 nt
Organism: Plasmodium reichenowi
Lineage: Eukaryota; Apicomplexa; Aconoidasida; Haemosporida; Plasmodiidae
Exons: 2
Coding region: 1-243 (80 amino acids)
Source: RefSeq, a predicted model, not a curated record
AUGAGUAAUGAUCAGGAUUUAAAAAGUUCCUUCUUGCAAGACUUGAAGGAAUAUUCAACAAAUGAUGAUAAGAAAUUUCCUGAAGUUUUAAAAAAUUAUAUCACACAAAAUAUUGAAGAUCAAAAUGAAGCUGAAAGAUUUUUGAAAGAAUUUAAUGAUUCCUACUUAAAAGAAAUGAAUCUGGAUGAACUUGAACUGUUAUGUUCAAUGAUACUUAAAAAAAAAAACUUAUCAGCAAAUUAA